Molecule: messenger RNA, 2895 nt
Organism: Dreissena polymorpha
Lineage: Eukaryota; Metazoa; Mollusca; Bivalvia; Myida; Dreissenidae
Product: remodeling and spacing factor 1-like
Exons: 9
Coding region: 1-1623 (540 amino acids)
Biological process (GO): regulation of DNA-templated transcription
Cellular component (GO): RSF complex
Source: RefSeq, a predicted model, not a curated record
AUGACUGUGCUCAAUGUUGGAGAGAAACCUAAAAUGGGUUAUAUGAACAAAGCAUUGCCGAACUGUGCACAGAAAUGCAGACAAUCUCCUGUUAAAGCUGUUACUUUCAUCCAAGAAAGCAUGAGAGAUAAACUGAAGGAGAAAAUUAGUUCUCCAAAGAAUGAAAUGACUCUGCAUGCAUGGAAAAAUGAUGGCAAAUUACUUACUCUUUCUUCCAUCAAAGGGAACAUUACCGACAAACUGAAGGAGAAAAUUAUUUCUCCAAGGAAAGGAUUAAUUUUGUAUGCAGGGAGUGAUGGCAAAUACUAUGUUCAGAGCACGGGUGAAGUCUUUUACCAUCCGUCUCAUACACAGUCUAUUCAUCACAAAGUUGGCUUGAGCUUUUUCGUACAUGAAAGGGCAAUAGCAAUCAAAAAGAAAUCGACAAAAGAAUCCAAACCAGUUCAGAAUGUGGCACAUACACCAAAGUGUAAAUUUCCAACGCGUACAAGGAAGAAAGGUGGAAUGAAAAUACAUUAUGACGACACUGAAUCCUCAGACAGCUCUUUUUACAGUGAUAUAUCUGCUAACUUGUCUUCAGAGGAAGAGGAUGACUUAGACAACGAGGAGGCGGAGUCAGCAAUGAGUGAUGAUGCUGAUGAUCUAAAUGAAGAUGAACAGCUUGACUUUGAUGGUGCAGAUGGGAAGCCAGCUGUUCUUGGCAGAAAUGCAAAGAGGGCAGCAGCUAUGAAAUGUUUAAACUACUCAGAGUUCAGAAAUAGUGAUGCAGAAGAAGAUGAUGAGGAUGAUGCUGACAAUGAUGAAGGAACUGAAGAGAAACCAGAACAAGUAGAAGACACAGAUCCAUGUAAAGCCUGUUCGAGUAGUCGACUACCUCAUACAAUUCUCCUGUGUGAUUAUUGUGACAGUGGCUAUCACAUGACCUGCCUGAUUCCGCCCCUGUCCUUGGUACCACUCGGGGAUUGGCUGUGCCCACCUUGUGAGCAUGAGGAGUUGGUUCAGACCCUUAAAAAGAACCUGAAGUUGGCACAAAAUGCUAUAAAUCGAUGGCAAUCGAAAAAUAAAAGACUAGAAUACAGCCAGGAGUCCUUCCGAGUAGCAGAGCACAACAUUAUCAGCUCUGAGAGAAGAACGUGCAGACAGAAAUCAGUCAACUACAAUGAGUCAGAGUAUGAAAAGAGGUUGUACGAAAGUGUUGAAAAAAAUAUUGAGAAAACAGAGAAAGUCACUACAUCAGCCAAAAGGAAAUCAAAGUCCCCAAAAAAUACCUCAGAAGAUCAGUCUUUGUCUGACACUGACUCAAGUACGGGUUCAACAAAAGAACAACACACUUCAUCACGGUUUAAAAAGACUGGUAGAAAUAAACCAAAAUCCUGCAGCAAAAGCAGGGAUUACUGCAAUAAACCAGUCUCGAAGAAAGAUCUGAAAAACUAUAAGAGAAGAAGGCACUUGUUGACUGGGGUUGAAGACAAUAGCUGCAGUGACACUGACAGUGACUAUGUGCCAGAUGUGUACAGUGGCUCUGACAGUGAGAAGCAGGAUUCCCGGGAGAUAUCGGAUCACACCCCUCCUGUGCGCUAUACAGCGUAUGGAAGGAAGACAAAGAAUGUCUCUUAUACUUAGCUUGACAGACGAAGAAUGUCUCAUAUACCUAGCGUGCCAGCUAGUUUUAACUGUUUCAACUAUAGGUGGAUGUUUUUGUUUGCUAAAAAAUCUGAAAGUCCAGACCACAAAUGAAUAUACCUGUUUAAAAAUGUUGGUGCAAGAAGUUUAUCUUCAAAUUGACAAAAUUGAAAACAAUACUAUUACUUAAGUUAAGGGUAUAAUCUCAUAAGUUACACUUUUUGGGACAAAUAUUUGUUUGUGCUUUAAAACUAUAAAAAUAAUCUCUGUCCAAUAUAAAAUGUCCAAUACAAAUGUAUUUUGGUACACAAAUUUACAUAAUUCCAUAAAAUUUCGAUAAAAGAACAUAAAUAAUAGUUAAUCAAAGAAAGGUUGUGCUAUUGACCUGGCAGGAUCAUUGUGUAUAGGGGCUGUUCAUUUUUUGCCAUAUACUUAAGGCAGACUUGAACAAAUUUAUUUGUGCUCAAUGGUAAAUCUAGUUAAAACAGAAUCAUUUGACUAAAUUUGGUUUUAAUCAAGCUGCAAACACACCAUGUCAAUCCACUAUAGACAAAAAUCAACUGUAAUUUAAUGGGUUAAUUUUUAUUAGCUCACCUGAGCUGUGCUCAUGGUGAGCUUUUGUGAUCGCCUUUUGUCCGUCGUGCAUUGUGCGUCGUGCUGCGUCAACAUUUGCCUUGUGAACACUUCAGAGGUCACAUUUAUUGUCUGAUCUUCAUGAAACUUGGUCAGAACAUUUUUCCCAUUGAUACCUCGACUGAGUUCGAAACUGGGUCAUGCUGGGUCAAAAACUAGGUCACUAGGUCAAAAAAAACAAAAAUCUUGUGAACAAUGUAGAAGUCACAUUUGAUGCCUAAUCUUCAUGUUACUGUGUCAAAAUGUUUGUCUUAAUAAGAUGUUGGUUGAGUUGAAAAAUGGUUCCAGUCUGUUGAAAAAUAUGGCCUCCAGGGGGUGGGGCAGUAUUCCUGAUAUGGCUAUAUAGAAACCUUGUGAACACUCUAGAAGUUACAAUUUUAACCCAAUCAUCAUGAAACUUGGUCAAAACAUUGGUUUCAUUGAUAUCUCGGUUGAGUUUGAAAAUGGUCCAGAUCGUUGAAAAAACAUGGCCGCCAGGGGGUGGGGCAGUUUUCUCUAUAUGUAUAUAGUGAAAACAUGUGAACACUCAAGAAGUCACAUUUUUGGUCCAAUCUUAUGAAAUUUGGUCAGAACAUUUGUUUUCUAGAUACGACAGUUGAGUUAAAAAAUGGUUUGGAUCAGUAAAAAAACAUGGCCACA